Mytilus californianus (California mussel) is the source of this 6888-nucleotide messenger RNA. Its product is annotated as kinesin-like protein KIF6. Lineage: Eukaryota; Metazoa; Mollusca; Bivalvia; Mytilida; Mytilidae. Gene Ontology annotation, molecular function: microtubule binding; microtubule motor activity; ATP binding. The transcript has 19 exons. Gene Ontology annotation, biological process: microtubule-based movement; mitotic spindle organization. Bases 124 to 4095 code for a protein of 1323 amino acids. The record is from RefSeq and is a predicted model, not a curated record.
UUUAACAAGUGACCAUUGUAUAACAAUUAUUGAUAGCUUUUCAUGGAUUCUUUCUAAUAAUUUGGUAGAUGAAGAAAAAUAUGAAACCAGGAUAGUUAAAAACAGACAGACAUUACAGCAGAAAUGCCUCAGAUACGGACAUUUUGUCGUAUCAAGCCAACAGGGGAUUACUAUCCUGAGUUUGAAGUGUCACAUGACACCCUCAGUUUACGAGUACCAGAGCUGUUGAGAGACUACAACAAUCCAAAGGCUAACAAUAGAACUACGGUACACCAUGAGUUCCACUUUAACUACAUAUUUAAGAAUGUGGCUACUCAGGAGGAAGUGUUUGAUGUUGCUGCUAAAGAUAUUGUAGCAGGAUUUUUGGAUGGUUUCAAUGGUACAAUCUUUGCUUAUGGUCAGACUGGUACUGGGAAAACAUUUACUGUUGAAGGUUACGGCAAACAGUAUGAAAUGAGGGGUUUAGAACCCAGAUCUCUAUCCAUGAUAUAUAAAGCUUUGGAGAAACGUACAGAUGAAGAAAUUGAUGUGCACAUAUCUUAUAUGGAAAUAUAUCAAGAAGUUGGAUAUGAUCUACUGAACCCAAACUACAAACAACAGAAUCCAAACACACCAUUUCCUAGGGUUCAUGUGUUAGAAGGCACAGGUGGAGUCUGGGUUGUAAGAAACCUAUCAGUUCAUAAGGCUCCUACUGAGGAGAUAGCCCAACAACUUUUACAACAAGGUCAGCUUCAUCGUAAAGUAGCUGCCACCAGUGUACAUGAUAGAUCGUCACGGUCACAUGCUGUGUUUACUAUACAAAUGACAUCGAAGAAACCAGGCUCAGAUACUCUACUAAGAUCAAAACUUCAUCUGGUAGAUUUGGCUGGUUCAGAGAGAGUAUCUAAGACUGGAGUUCAAGGUCAUCAAUUGAAUGAGGCAAAAUGUAUCAACCUCUCUCUUCAUUACCUAGAGACUGUUAUUAUAGCACUUCAGGGGGAAAGUGCCCCGCCCAGUAGACAAAGACCUGGUAGUGGAGGAGUCAAAAAAUCUAGGUACAAUUUACCAAACAGGCCAGCCACAGCAGAGGGAACAAGAAUUGGAAAUAUCAGUAAACAUGUCCCAUACAGGAAUUCUCUUCUUACUAUGGUCCUCAGGGACAGUCUGGGUGGAAAUUGUAUGACAUCUAUGAUAGCUACCAUUUCAUUAGAAUAUAAUAAUCUUGGUGAAUCCAUUUCUACCUGUCGAUUUGCUGGUCGUGUUGCAUGUAUAGCUAACAGUGUAUCGAGAAAUGAACAGUUAGAUGAAAAAUCUUUGAUUAAGAAGUUAAAGAAAAAAGUAGCUGAAUUAGAAACAGAAUUAUCAUGUCUGAAACUUGCCAAGGAGGUUGGUAAUGCUGCUUUAGAUAGUAUGAAUACAAAGUUAACAGACGAAGAUAAAAUCAUGUGUGCUGAAAUCAUACAAGGUUAUCUGGGAGGAAAAGUGCCUGACCCUAUCACAGCAGGAAUCACAAAUCCACAAAAGUUCAGAGAAUGUAUGAAGUUACUUAGGGGUAUGAUAAGAGAAGGACAAAACUUAAAUGAAGAAUUUUCUAACAACAACAAAAGUAUUGAAUAUAACAAAAAUGAUCAAAAUUGGAGAUCAACUGACAAUCAUUUAAACAAGAAAAAUAUUCGGAUUAUAACACAUAACCAAUCACAGACAAGGAGGAGAGCUUUUGAAGAGAAGAAAGUCCUGACAUCUAAUGAAGAUCCAGAAGUGGAUGUGUUGAAAGUCCAUCCUGAUACACGUAUACAGCAAAAUCAAGCCCAUAAAGAAGUAGAGAUCCCUAUAACAAAUGCUUGGACUGCUGACACCAGAGAAGCAGCCAAACAACCUGUCCGGAGGAAACCAAGACAACCUGUCAGGGAAUCAACAUUAUCUGAUGAGGAAAAUAGAGAAGCAGAAAACAAACCACAAGAUCCAGUCAGUCGUUUGACUUCACUACUGGAGGCCCAUAAAAGGAGGAGUAGAAAAUAUCAAUCACCAUUUGAAAAGAAACGAGUGAAGGAGAUAAAAACUUUAAAUUCUAAAGUACAUCAAAUGCAACAGGAGAAGUUAGAGAAAGAGGAAGAAAUCAUUGAAAUGAAACUAAGUCUGGCUACUCAGGAAUUAGAUAUUAUGGAACAGGAGAUCAAAACAAAUUUAGACGUAACAAAAGACCAAGUAUCAGAUCAGCAUGCCUAUGUACAACAACUCAGAUCCACUGAGGCAGAUCCAAAUCUGGUUGAACAGGAAAAACUUGUGGAAAAACAACUCAGGAAAAGACAGGCCAAGUUUGAUAAAAAGUUGGAAUUUAUAGAUGAAAAACGACAGCAAUUAAAUGAACAAUCAGAACAUAUUAUGGCUGAGAUUAGUAGUGCUAAACCAACUAUUGUGGAUAAGUUUGGAAAAUUCCGUAAACAUGAUGGAACAUUAAAUACCAGACAGGUCUACGAUUUGUUGAGAAAUGAGGAGAAGAAACAUGAAAAGGCUCAGACAGAUCUAGAUAGAGAAAGGUAUAUGGUAAUUAGUCGACAGUUAGAGAUGAAAGAAGUAGCCACAAGACAAAAAUUACAAGAAUUUAAAGAAAUGUUGCGCAUGUCUAAAUCUGCAGGAUACCCUGAUGGACUUGUAUUACAUAAUGGUGAUCGUAAUAUGAAUACAGCUCCUGCUAAAGGCAUGUUUAUGCAUCGUGAACCAUCUCGGCAUGCAUCGCGACAUGCAUCAAAACCAGUUCAAAUUGUAGAACAUGAUGAGGAUGAGAAUUAUCCAAGGUCUGCACAGACAAGAGCAUCUGAUGACACUUUUGUAACAGCCAAAAGUGACUUUGAUAGGGACGAGGAUGAACGUGAAGAGUAUCCUAAAUCUGCUGUUACUAGAGUUUCUGGUGCUACAUUUUUCACAGCCAAAUCAAAUUUUGAUCGUCCUCCUUCAAGGGCCAGUCUGAGAUCAUUUCAAAGUAGCAUUCCAGAUUCAGAUUUUUAUGCCAAAAGAAAACAAGAAAAGGAUCCAACUGUAAGAUGGGAAUCAGCAUUUUCACGGCCGCCGUCAUCUGCAGCGAGCAGACAGGCUUCUGUUGCUGACUUUCACAGCGAGUUAAAAAGAAAUGCUGAAAAAGAGGUUCAGUUUUUAUCUCCAGAAUAUAUGACUGAUGAUUAUAAGUCAUCUUCUAGAAAAUCUGAAAGAAGACGUGAUAUUAGUAGUGAUAGGGAAAGUUUACAAAAUGGUUUUGAGUCUGAACCAGAAGAAACAAUGUUGCCAAGUAAUUAUGUGUAUGGAAUGAGUAGAGGAGAUAAAUUUGAUGCAAGAAAAAUGGGUCUUGCCUCAAAUACCUUUGAUUCUGCUUUAGCAUCAAUGUUGGACAAAAGUGAAUCUAACGUUUAUUAUGAUCAUGAGGAUUAUAAUGAUUUUGCUAGAAAUACUAAUCCUAGCUUUUUUGGUGAAGUGCCAAGUCGUAAAAGUCGGGGUACAUCACGACAGAGGUCAGAACAGAUACAGGCAGCUUAUGGUGUUAGACAGAGUAGGAGUAGAGACAGGCGAAGUGAGCAGAGUUCUAGAGAUUCCUGGUUAAGACAGAGUAGUCUUAGUCAGGAGAGAAAGAGCACAAGUGGAGACAGAAAGACAAGGAGUAGAGACAGAUGGAGGGAUAAGUCAAUGGACAGUGAUUAUAGCGAUGCAGAACAGAAAAAGCCAGCCAAACCCAAAACUCCAAAUAUUAAGUUUAGAAACUGGGGACCAAUGGCUAGAGAGACAUCCAUUUUAGACAGGUUGGCUUCUACAUCCAUUAAAACUCCAGAAAAGAAGACAAGAACACCAUCAAAAUCUAAAGAAGAUAAAAGUUUUGAUGAGACAGUAGUUGGUCAUAACAUGAAAAUGGAGUAUGUUCCAAAGAAAGCGAAUCACUAUACUCAGUCUAGCAAACCUCAGUCGACAUCAGUAGAACCUGCUAAUGAUGUGGAGAAUGCUUUCCAAUCUAAAGUACAAUCUCAUAAAGAAAGGGUAGCCAAAAUCAGGAAAGCCAGGAGAUCAGCAGAACUUAUACAACGAGCAUGGAGAAACUAUAUCAAAAGCAAAAACAAAAAACGGCGUUACUAAAAUCAUAAAUGGACUGUAAUAUAAGGGUAUUUUAGUUAAUUUUAUGGUAUUAUUUUUAGUUUUUAGUCUAAAUCUGCAUUUUUUAGCAUUAUAUUGAUUUAGAUUGUUGAAAAUCAUGAAAUGUGAUUAGUUAUGCAUUUGAUUUUUUUAGUAUUUGCUAUAUUGAUAGAAGGCUAGUCAAAAUAUUUUGUUAAAUACCGUCUGUGAUAUCACUUGUUUACUCAUUCCACCAAAAAUGUGCUAUAUCUUAACACUUCAUUAACUUCAGGGAAUAUUCACAGGCACUAGGGAAAUGAACACCCCUUUUUCGAAAUUUUUUUUUUUGUGUUUUUUUUUAAUAUUGUAACUUAUUUUGACUUAUUAAAUAUGUUCUUGCUCUAAUCCAUAUGAUAUUACAAUAACAGUACAAUCAAUCAGCUAUCCAGAAAUUCAAAUUUUCAUACUUGGGUAGAUUUUAUUUCGCCAAGUCUAUUACUGAUGAGGGAGACGUCAAACACAUGCUCUGUAUGACUCCAAAUGCUAUACAUGAAUAAUGAAGUCAGAUAAGUUUGCAAGGUUUCCCACAUUUUAUUAACUUUUGGUGGCUGUAAAUAAUUGGGAAACCUUUCAAACUUCAUGAUUUAUGUAUUGCAUGUAUUGAUAAAAUAAAAACUUCUCCUGAACUUGAACUGAAAUGAUGUUAAUUCUCAUUAUUGUAGGUGUAAUACUAUUUUCCCGUACUAUUUUCCCGUUUUAGUAGUACUUGAUGUGUCCAAACUGGUUUUCCGCAAAAACAAUAUUAACUGAUCUGAUUAGAUGAAUUUCCUUUUGUUUUAUUUUUUACAAAGUCGUUUUCAAAGUUUCUGUAGACAAUAAAUAACACCCCACGCCAACAUUUGGCAGAAUUUAUGUAAAGACUAGUGCAAUGAUUUUUACUCCUUCACAAAUUUCCUGUUGUAACAUUAAUGAACACAUCAUCAUUGCCCGUUGAUUUUCUCUGUGCCUUAAUAUUUAUGUCUGGAUAUUUAGAAAACUAUCCAUCUGUCAUGUUCUGUGCCUUGUGUUUAUUUUAUAGUCAAUCAUAUUUCUAGUUAAUGCUAGAUAUUUUAGAGGGACAUAACUUUAUGAACUUACACCUUAUUUUGUCUAUUUUGUUGUAAUGAAACUCAGGACUGCAAAUUGUGACUUUGUAAUGCAAGUUUUGUGGAUAUCUGUAAUUUUGCUUUAAUCAGUUUAGACAUAUUCAAAUGAAUUGAACUAUAAAUGACUUUAAUACAAACAGCAGGUUAUAUGUAUGGUAAUAAGUGCCAGUCUGUAAUGGUUAUUACCAAUCAUUCUAUUUAGGAGAGUAUUUUCAGUGUUGCCAGUGUUAAUGACUACAUAUAUUUUUUUUUUAAAUACUAUGAAGUUAAAUACAACAGCAUUUGGAAAAACAAUAAAUCCAAAUUAUUUUUGUUUGUUUUAUGACAUUAAGAAAAAUUUACUGCUGGUAUCUGAUACCAGUCAAUAAAGCAUUAAAAUCAUAGAGUAAGAUUUCUCUGAAGAGGCUUGUCCCUGUUUUGAGCUAAUUUAAAUCUUACAGAAAAAUUGUCUUUUAUUUAUAAUUUUCCGUCCAAAAUGAGUUUAUGGCCAAUAUUUUUUUUUUAUUGUGAUAUUGAUUUAAAACAUUCCAUUUUUUUGACAGAUAUUUUAUAUUUGAUUUUUUUAGAAGUUGAUUUUUGAGAUACAUUUAUAUUUAUUGCAUUUAUAUUUAUUGUAAAAACAAAAAAAUAGAUUUUGCCCUUGUCAUAUGUUAUGUAUAGAUCAGAUUUGGGUAACAUGAAUGUUGAUUUUGUGAUGGUUGUGCAAGUUAUACAAUUAUUUCCAGAAUGCAUUUUCCUGUCUUGAACAUCUAAAAGAGGUCCUCUCUUAUACUGACCAUUGUCUAGGGAAAUUUAAUCUCAUUUGUUCUAUUUCUCAGAUGUAACAAUUUAAAUUUAAUGAAAUAAUAUAUUUAUUUUGAUUUGACAGUUUAUACAUGAAAUGUCCAUGCACAGUCAUUAUCAUUUGUUGCAAUAGUAGACAAUGGAUCCCCCCCCCCCCCCCCACUCAAUGCUUUUAUUGUUACUACAAAAAAACAUCAGAAUACUCUUGAAUUGUAAUGGUGUUUUCUUUGCAGCAGUAAUAAAACCACUUAUAAUGACUGUUAAUAUCAAUGAUGUUAUAGCCUCUUGUGACCAUGACAAUUUUAAUGUCAAUGAUGUUACAGCCUCUUGUGACCAUGACAUUUUUAAUGUCAAUGAUGUUACAGGUUUUUGUGAUAAAGACUAUAUUAAUAUCAGUAAUGUUAUAGCCUCUUGUGACCAUGACAAUUUUAAUGUCAAUGAUGUUACAGGUUUUUGUGAUAAAGACUAUAUUUAUAUCAGUGAUGUUAUAGCCUCUUGUGACCAUGACAUUUUUAAUGUCAAUGAUGUUACAGGUUUUUGUGAUAAAGACUAUAUUAAUAUCAGUGAUGUUAUAGCCUCUUGUGACCAUGACAUUUUUAAUGUCAAUGAUGUUACAGGUUUUUGUGAUAAAGACUAUAUUUAUAUCAGUGAUGUUAUAGCCUCUUGUGACCAUGACAAUUUUAAUGUCAAUGAUGGUUACAGGUUUUUGUGAUAAUGACUAUAUUUAUAUCAGCGAUGUAAUAGAGUCUUGUGACCAUCACUUUAUGUAAUCUCUGUGAUGUUUAUAGACUUUUUGAUUCUGUUUGUUAGUUAUUACAAAUUAUUUAUUUUUGGCAGCACAAAUGUGCUUCAGUGUCUUGUACUUAAAUAAAUUUUAUAUCAAUGUUCA